Molecule: messenger RNA, 924 nt
Organism: Mauremys mutica (yellowpond turtle)
Lineage: Eukaryota; Metazoa; Chordata; Testudines; Geoemydidae
Gene: MYOZ1
Product: myozenin 1
Exons: 6
Coding region: 1-924 (307 amino acids)
Cellular component (GO): actin cytoskeleton; Z disc
Molecular function (GO): FATZ binding; telethonin binding; actin binding
Source: RefSeq, a predicted model, not a curated record
AUGCCCCUUGCAGGAACUCCAGCUCCUAUCAAGACGAAAAAGUCCACUAAACUCAUUGGGGAACUAACUCGUGAAGUCAUGCCACAAGAAGGGUCCAAGCUGAACUUGGGGAAGAAGAUCAGCAUCCCCAGGGAUGUGAUGCUAGAAGAACUCUCACUCCUCACCAACAAAGGAUCCAAGAUGUUCAAACUACGCCAGCUGAGGGUAGAGAAAUUCAUUUAUGAGAAUCACCCCGACAUCUUCAGUGACAGUUCUGUGGAUCACUUUCAGAAGUUCAUCCCUGCUGUUGGAGGACAUUAUGGAGGAGAAGCUCAUGGUUACUUGCACAGUGGUGGGCGGAUGGUGGGUGGAGUAACUGCAGGGCAGUAUGGAUCUAGUAAGCUGCACUAUCCCCCUGCCCCUCCUCCUAAGCCUGGGAGCAAAGGCGGUGCUGGAGGCACUGAAGCUGAUCAUGCCAGGGGCUCAGCCGGAAGUGGGGGAGGAGUGGAUGGUGAAGGAAGUGAUGCUGCUGGAAAAGGCAAUGCUGCAGGUGAAAAGUCAGGAGGUGGGAAAAAAGUCUCUGUCUUUAAGACCUAUAUCUCUCCAUGGGAGCGAGCUAUGGGCAUAAGCCCUCAGGAGAAAAGUCAAUUCACCAUUGACUUGUUGUCGUAUGGUCCCAAAGCUGAACUCCCCCAUUACAAAUCUUUUAACAGGACUGCCAUGCCUUAUGGUGGGUACGAGAAGGCACGCAAGCUGAUGACCUUCCAGAUGCCUGAGUUUGAUGUUGGUCCUUUAGUGCCAGAACCCAUCAUUGUCUAUAAUCAAGAAAUCAACACAAGACCCUCCUUCAACAGGACCCCAAUCCCCUGGCAGGCAUCAGGAGAACCCACGGAGUACAACAUCGAGAUCAAAGUGCCGAUGGACGGUGAAACAGAAGAGCUAUAA